AUGGGAGAAUUACAUUUAGACAUAAUAAAAGACAGGAUCUUGAAAGAAUACAAAGUCGAAGUGGAUUUUGGUCGGUUGCAAAUAGCUUACAGGGAAAUUCCAUUUCAUAAAUUAACAGACACACAAAAUAUCGAAACUAAAAUAAGUUCCAGUAAGCAAUCCAUAACAGUCAAAUUGACAGUGGAACCGGUGGAACCUCCGACUAAAAUGAAAGAUGUGUUAAAGCUAGAUAAAUCUCCCGAAUAUGCCAGUAAUAUAGCCAGCAUAUUCCCUAAACAUUUAGUGGCCGUCAAGCAGGGCAUAGAGGUGGGGCUUGCUCACGGUCCUAAAAUUAGCUGCCCCGUAGUUAACACGCAAGUGACGUUACAUUUGUUGCAACUCGGAAAAGGUACUUCUGAUACUGUUAUAGCAGCUACUGUUACGCAGCUGGUUCAGAAGAUGCUUAGGGAGAUUGGUACCAGCAUAAUGGAACCAAUAAUGAAUCUAGAGAUUGUCACUCCCGCUGAGCACCUUUCUAUCGUUAUGGCCGAUUUGACUAGAAGACGAGCUAUUAUUAGCAAUGUGGGCGUGAGAGGCAACUCCAAGCUCGUCAUUUCUAAAGCUCCAUUGUCUGAGCUCAAGGGAUAUUCGACUAUUUUGAGAACAUUGUCUUCCGGAACUGCCACUUUUACCAUGGAAUUGGGCGAGUACGUCAAAAUGGCGCCGGCUAUGGAAUCUAUAGCUAUAAAGAACGUUAGGGGGUUUUAAUUUUUGUUGUUGAAGUUUCAGUAGGUAGUUUGCUUUUAUACAGUCUGUGAUAACCUUGUUUAGGUGUACAAAUAUUUUCUUAAAUAAAAUUGUUUUAAAAAGA
Molecule: messenger RNA, 850 nt
Organism: Psylliodes chrysocephalus
Lineage: Eukaryota; Metazoa; Arthropoda; Insecta; Coleoptera; Chrysomelidae
Source: the annotation of a GenBank genome assembly